Molecule: messenger RNA, 546 nt
Organism: Lindgomyces ingoldianus
Lineage: Eukaryota; Fungi; Ascomycota; Dothideomycetes; Pleosporales; Lindgomycetaceae
Exons: 3
Coding region: 1-546 (181 amino acids)
Source: RefSeq, a predicted model, not a curated record
AUGGUCAACUGGACUGCCGACAAAGACGCUAUCCUCCUGGUCGGCAUCUUUGAAUUCGUUGACAUUAAAUUCUCCAAAGACCUCUUGGAGCAUUUGGCCAACAAAAUCGGUUAUGUGUACUCAAGCUCGCUAGGAUGCACUCCCAAGGCCGUCAACCAUCGUCUCUUCAAUAUGAAGGUCAAAGGCAAGGCUGCCGGCGGCUCUGCUGCCAAUACUCCGACUAAGGCCAAGCCUGCUACGCCAAAGACCAGUGGAAAGGGUAAGGGUCGCGGAAAGGCUGCUCCCGCGUUCGAUGGCGAUGCCAACAAUCCUAUGGAUCAUGAUGAGCACAUUAUUCCGCCCACCCCAACCAAGAAGCGCGGACGUCCGAAGGAGACUAACGCGGAAUCUCCGGCUAAAAAGAAGAUCAAAGCAGAGGAGAAUGACGAGAUGGGCAGUAUUUUUGGAGGCAGCAAUGCGUAUAGUGUUGUAAACUCUCAAGAAGAGAUGGGCGAGGCUAGGUUUGGUGGGAAUGGUGAGGAGGUAGGCGAUGUCAAUGAGAUCUGA